Molecule: messenger RNA, 642 nt
Organism: Ilex paraguariensis (yerba mate)
Lineage: Eukaryota; Viridiplantae; Streptophyta; Magnoliopsida; Aquifoliales; Aquifoliaceae
Source: the annotation of a GenBank genome assembly
AUGGACACGAAAUUCAGCAUCUUUUCCUCUUUUUUAGUGCUGUUGGUGGCCCAUGUUGCAGAUACCCAAGCUGGCGUUUUCGACAAACCUAAAGCAGAUAUCAAGAAGAAAAUGCCCCCAACACCGAUGGAAUCCAUGUUGGACGUUCAAACGGGGUUCAGAUCACUGAUUGCACGUGGGAAGUCUUGGCAAGUAUCCAACGAAGAACCUGUGGUGGGAAUCUUCGUUAAGAAUUGCACCUUAAUCAACACGAUGAAUGGCGUUAGAGUGAAAACAUGGCCAGCUUCCCCUGCUGGCGUCGCCAGUGAUAUGCAUUUCGAGGAUAUUAUCAUGCAAAAUGUUGGCAAUCCUGUCCUCAUUGAUCAACAGUACUGCCCAUAUAAUCAGUGCAAACAACAGAUUCCAUCGCGGGUUAAAAUCAGCAAAGUUAGCUUCAAGAACAUUAGGGGAACUUCAUCAACUCAGCUUGCUGUACCAACAGAAUCCACCUACCUCAAGAGCAUGCCCUGUCAAAAUGUGGAGGUUGGUGACAUCCAUCUCACAUACAAUGGAAAGGAAGGCCCCGCCAUGAGCACCUGUGCCAACGUGAAACUAACUCUUUCAGGCAAACAGAAUCCACCUACCUGUACCAAUUCUGUAUAA